AUGAACAACAUAAAUCAUGAGCCGAUAUCGACAUCAACCAAUCAUGAAUCGGCGAUGUUAGACCCAGAGGACAUGCUUUUGAAUGAGGAGACACUUUUUGACAUGAGCAUCUUAGAGGACGAAGCAGGGUUUCCGAAUAUGACACAGACAGACAUAGAGCCUCAAUCUGCUCAGGUACCAAGUCAUGUCAGCAUUGAAAAUGUGUUGAAAAUGAAGUUCUUUACCCCUGGGGAAGCAAGAGAAUUCUACACGAGUUAUAGUAGGCUAAAAGGUUUUGCAAUAAGGAAGAAUAUGAGGAUAAAGAAAAAUCAUACUAAUGGAAGAUGGUUUGUUUCACAGUUUGUGGAUGAUCAUAACUACACCUUACUCUCAGAAAGGUUUAUUGGAUAUCUGUCUUCACACAGGAAUAUGUCUAAUGUAGAAAUUGCUCAAAUGAAUAGCAUGAGGCAAGUUGGGAUAAGCAUUCCAAAGAUAUACCAGACAUUUACAAUAAACGAUGAGAAACUGUUUUGGAGGUAUGAGGUAGCGGUGGGUUCUCGUAUGUGUGACAUUAUAUGGAGUGAUGGUCGAAGCCAGGAAGAUUAUGAGGCGUUCAGUGAUGUCCUCGCCUUUGAUGCGACCUAUGGGAGGAACAAGUAUAACAUUCCUGUCAUUGUUUUGUUUGGGGUUAAUCACCAUAAUCAGACAUGCGUGUUUGUAGCAGCAACGGUUUUAUGUGAGUCACAGGACUCGUACAAAUGGGUGCUGAGACGGUUUCUAGAAUGCAUGCGGGGAAAGGCCCCGAAGGCAGUUAUAACUUAUGGGAAUCCUUCUAUGAGGCUAGCUAUUAUGCAUGUUUUUCCAGAUGCUCAUCACAGACUUUGCGCGUGGCACCUACUAAGGAAUACCACUGCUCAUGUCUCACAACCACGUUUCACCCAAUUAUUCAAACAGUGCAUGCUUGCUGACAUAGAGGUUAAUGAAUUUGAAAUGCAAUGGGAGGUGAUGGUUGACGAGUGUGGUGUUUGA
Molecule: messenger RNA, 1008 nt
Organism: Arachis stenosperma
Lineage: Eukaryota; Viridiplantae; Streptophyta; Magnoliopsida; Fabales; Fabaceae
Product: protein FAR1-RELATED SEQUENCE 5-like
Exons: 4
Coding region: 1-1008 (335 amino acids)
Biological process (GO): regulation of DNA-templated transcription
Source: RefSeq, a predicted model, not a curated record